CCUCAAGUAAAUUAUCUGAAGAGCUGAAAAGUGAAUAAGGAACCAUACUGUUACCAUGUCGCCGACUCAUAGAACAGGUUGUGCCUAGGAGAACAGUUUAGUGAUUUGCCUGUUUUUUAAUACAAUCACGAACAUCCACCAGGAAAAGGUCUAACAUAUGCCUUCUAACUUUAACCAAAAGCUUGUACCUUAGUUAAAACUUAUCCGCGACAUUUAUUGAUUGCGCUACUUCGGUGGAUAUGUUUCGGAGGCUUGUUUUCGAAUCUAACAAAUUGCUGCGAAAUGUGAAGUGUGCUAGAAAUCUGAAAAUUCAUGAGUACACGGCUAUGGAACUGUUGAAAAAAUACGAAAUACCAGUUCCAAAAUUCAUCAUAGUUCGUAAUGUUGAAGAAGUUAAAGCUGCCUGCAAAGAACUGGGUGAGACUACAGAUAGCACAGAUGUAGUUUUAAAGGCUCAAGUGUUAGCUGGUGGUCGUGGUAAAGGGAUCUGGGAUAGUGGAUUAAAAGGUGGAGUUAAAAUUGUAUAUAAUGUAGAAGAAGCUGUCAAUGUGGCUAGUCGUAUGCUUGGCCACCGAAUAUUUACUGCUCAAACAGGCGAUUCAGGUCAAUUGUGUAAUACCCUGCUAGCAUGUGAACGUAAAUAUUCAAGGCGUGAACAUUAUCUGGCAAUUGUAUUGGAUCGAUCAAGUGGUGGACCAGUAUUAAUUGGUUGUGAACAAGGUGGUGUAAAUAUUGAAGAAGUGGCACGAGAAAAUCCCAGCGCAUUAAUUAAGAUUCCAGUUGAUAUCGAUAAAGGUUUGAGUAGAAAAGAUGCAUUAUUUAUGGCACAACAAUUAGGCUUAGCACAUGCUGAACUAGCUGCAGACUACAUUGAACGAUUAUAUAAACUAUUUAUCACAUCUGAUUGUACACUAUUGGAAAUUAAUCCGAUUUCUCAAGAUAUUAAAGGAAAUGUUCUGUGUAUGGAUUGUAAAAUGAAUUUUGAUGAUAAUGCUGCAUUUAGACAGAAAGAGAUUUUUGCACAACGUGAUUGGACUCAAGAGGAUGAACGUGAUGUGAAAGCAACUAAUGCUGGAUUGAAUUAUAUUGGUUUAGAUGGGAAUAUUGGUUGUUUAGUUAAUGGAGCUGGUUUAGCAAUGGCUACAAUGGAUCUCAUCCAACUACACGGUGGUAGUCCAGCAAAUUUUCUUGAUGUUGGUGGUGGUGCAACAGCAGCUCAAGUUACUGAAGCUUUUCGUUUGAUAACAUCUGAUCCUAAAGUUCAUGCAAUUCUUGUGAAUAUAUUUGGUGGUAUUAUGCGUUGUGAUGUAAUUGCUCAAGGAAUUGUAGCUGCUGCUACGGAAUUAAAUAUUAAAGUGCCAAUUGUUGUACGAUUACAAGGAACCAGAGUUGAAGACGCCAAAGCAAUUAUUGCCAGUAGUGAUAUGAAAAUUUUAGGAUGCAGUGAUUUGGAUGAAGCUGCUCAUAUGUCUGUUAAAUUGGCUGAUAUUGUUCAUUUGGCUCGUCAAGCUGCAAUCGAUGUGAAAUUUGAAUUGCCAUAUUAAAAAAAUAAAAAUAAAUGAAGAUAUACUGAAUUAUCAUCACAGAGGUGUGUGUAUAUAUACACUUCAAUAGAACAACAAGUUGAAUAACUUACAAUCACGUCUACCUACUCAUAUUAUUGAUAGCUAUGUGUGUGUUGAGUGAGUGAAUGAGUGAGUACUUUUCAUGUGUGUAACACUUCACAUUUUGUUUAUCCUACACCUUGUUCUGCUUCUUCUUC
Trichobilharzia szidati is the source of this 1762-nucleotide messenger RNA. Lineage: Eukaryota; Metazoa; Platyhelminthes; Trematoda; Strigeidida; Schistosomatidae. The record is from the annotation of a GenBank genome assembly.